Molecule: messenger RNA, 291 nt
Organism: Rotaria sordida
Lineage: Eukaryota; Metazoa; Rotifera; Eurotatoria; Philodinida; Philodinidae
Source: the annotation of a GenBank genome assembly
AUGAAUCGUCCUCUUUUUCGAGCACGAAAUCUUGAUCCGAGUAAACCUAUACGACUUUUUGUCGAUCAACAUGAUGAUAAUAAUAAUACACUUACAAAUUCAUCAACAACAACCACCACAACAAAUCAAUCAUCUUCUAGUAAUAAUCUUCUUGUUUCAUUUUCGUCCACAUCUAAUUUUCAAACAUCUCAACAACCAUCAUUAUCAAAUUCACAAUUACCACAACGAUGUGUACCACAAAUGCCAUUUGUAUCUGGAAUGGAACGAGAAGAAGAAUCGGUUAGAAUAUAA